This is a messenger RNA of Misgurnus anguillicaudatus (oriental weatherfish), 1450 nucleotides long. It is a transcript of the gene pxmp4, whose product is annotated as peroxisomal membrane protein 4. NCBI's taxonomy places the organism in Eukaryota, Metazoa, Chordata, Actinopteri, Cypriniformes, Cobitidae. The record is from RefSeq and is a predicted model, not a curated record. Gene Ontology annotation, cellular component: peroxisomal membrane.
AUGAAAGCUGCACGUGUGUGUUACAGCGUAAAGCGUCUAGAAGUGUCAUGGCAGCUUCAGGUCUCUUUAAAACUCUGUUAUACACAGUCAACAAUCUCCUUCAACAACAGAAAUAUAAAACUGCUCUGGCGGUUGUUAAAGGUUUCAGGAAUGGAGCUGUAUAUGGUGCUAAAAUUCGUGCCCCUCAUGCCCUUGUCAUGACGUUUCUGUUCAGAAGUGGAAGUCUAAGAGAGAAGUUUAAAGCAAUCGCUAAGGCCACAUACACCCACUCCAGGAACUUGGCCUGCUUUGUGUUUACAUAUAAAGGGUUGCAGGGGAUCCAGCAGCACAUACAGGGCAAACAGCUUCAGUCUCACGCUUUCCUCGCUGCCUGUAUCGGAGGCUGGCUUGUAUUCGGAGAAAAUAACAACAUCAACAGCCAGAUAAAUAUGUACCUGCUGUCCAGAAUCCUCUUUGCUUUGUCUCGAUUGGCUGUGGAAAAGGGUUACAUCCCUCAACCCAAGAGAGAUCCUUUCCCAUUGUUUGCCACGCUGGUGUGGGGUAUUGUGCUUUGGCUGUUUGAGUAUCAUCCUCAUACACUUCAGCCUUCCCUUCAGUCAUCCAUGAAUUACCUGUACCAUGACAGCAACACCUGGCAUGAUAUUACAGACUUUCUCAUUUAUAACAAACCAAAAUCUAGAUGAACAUGAUAGUAUAUGGAAUUCGACAAAACAGUAGAGGUUUUCAUUUACUUAAUGAAAUGGUUUAAUUAUCACGCCUAUGGUACUGCACUUUGUAGCACAAAAGGAGGUGGACUGAAUUAGUUCUAAUGUUUGUACAUUGAGUAAAGCAUAGCAGAUGUAAUUCUUAGCACUGAACACUACAUUUACUCAUGAAAAUCAUAAGAACCUUUAUGAUUUAGAGUGAAUCUCACAAAAAACAUCCAGCUAUGCUUAAAAUAGUAAAGUAAUCUAACAUGAUUGUAUUGUAAUACUAUAGUUUUUUUUUUUGAGGGGGGGAGUCGUAAUGUAAUUCAUUUUGCCAGAGAUAUGACAAAAAGUGCUUUCUAGAAGAUAAAUGUGUGUUUCUGAAGCGAUAUGAGUUCAGGUGCAACUGUCAAAGGUGGUACUGUAUGCAUAGUUGACUGCUAUGAAUCUCCACUUUCUAUUGCAUUGACUGAAGUUGUCUAGCAGUCACACAAACAAUGAUUUACUUUUGUUGUUAAUAAUUAUUUUAUUAUGAGGGUCCAUUGUUUAUGUGAAAUUCUCACCACAACUGAACUGGGUGAGUUUAUCCAGAUUUAUAUUUUAAUUAAAUUAAGAGACAAUAGUGUAACAUAGUAAACUGAAAAUCAAGAGUACUAUUUACAGAGCUUAUUAACCAUGCAUUAUGUGGGUUUGGAUUUAAAGCGAGAAUGUGUCUUUCAAUAAAUAAAUACAGAAAAGAUUGUACAUGCAGUACUGUAUAGACA